AAUAAUAAUAAAACAUUUUAGAUUAAAUAUAUCUAUAACAGAUGGCAAUAUAAUCGAAUAAGUUUAAACAGUAAUAAGUUAAUUCUCUUAUAAAAUCUUUAAAACAGAAAGGGGGGCUGGGGAGGUUCUAAGUUGUCAAACAGGAUUUUGGCAAUUUCUCGACAUAUUUAAAAAUGUAGUGUAACUUGUGCAUUGAAAAAGGUUGAAAAGAGAUUCAUAUCAAUGUUGAAGCAAGUUCAGAUGGGCCUUCGUGCGUUUCUUAUGUUGGCAUAUAAGAUUUGGAACUUCGUUUGUUAUGUUCUCCGCAAACAAGCAAGAACUGUGAUUCAACAUCAGACAGUAAAAUACAAUAUUUUACCUCUUUCACCACUUUCUAGACAUAGACUGAGUUUAGUCAAAAGAAAAAUGAUGGUUUUAGAUUUAGAUGAGACAUUAAUACAUUCGCAACAUGAUGGAGUUAUAAGAAACAUGGUGAAGCCAGGGACACCACCUGAUUUUGUUUUAAAAGUAAUUAUAUCUGAUCAUCCCUUGAAUAUUUUUGUUAGGAAAAAGAAUCACAUAUCUGCAAUAGUAGAGGUAGUUAGCCGGUGGUAUGAGCUUGUGGUAUUCACAGCUAGUAUGGAAAUAUAUGGAGCAGCAGUAGCAGAUAAGCUUGAUAACAACAAAGGAAUCCUAAGAAAGAGAUAUUAUAGGCAGCACUGUACUUUAGAUUAUGGAAGCUACACCAAAGAUCUUUCAGCCAUAACAGAUGAUUUAUCUAGUAUAUUUAUUUUAGACAAUUCUCCUGGAGCAUACAGGGCUUAUCCAGAUAAUGCCAUACCAAUAAAUUCCUGGUUUUCUGACCCUACAGACACAGCUUUGCUAAAUCUGUUACCAUUCCUUGAUGCUUUAAGGUUUACCAGUGAUGUUCGAUCAGUGUUAAGUCGAAAUCUACAUCACCACCAAAUAUGGUAGUUUCCAUAUGACAUAUUAUUGAGGAAGUUUAUAUGAAGAAAUAGGAUUUUUCUGAAAAUAUUCAAAUACAGAAUGAGUACCAUUUUAAGUUUUUUGUAUUAUGGACAUUAUAUUUAAGAGACAGAAUGUAGGCUGACAGUGUUGUGUCUUUUGCAAUAGAUCUAUUUCACAUACAUCUCUCACUCUGUAGAAGAUGUUUGAUGUUGCUGAUAAUACUAGACAGGUAAGCCUUGUCUAAAUUGCGAACAUGAGCAAUAAAUAUGUUUGAAAAAUGACCCUGCAUCAUAUUGUUCAAGCAGAUGAUGAUGAACUGAAGAAAUCAUUGUAAAAACUUAAAGGUAAAAUGGUGCCAAUACAACAGUUAAUGAUCAUGUUGACAUUAUUGUGGAGAGAAGCCUGAUUGUGCAAUUAAUCACAGGCUAGAUAAUGUCCUGUAGAAGAAUUAAUGAACAAAUUUUUACAUCAGAUAAAUUGUGCAGAAUGAACCUGAUAGAAAAUAUGAGCGUAAAUUAAGCAACUGAAUUUAAAAAUAGUUUAAUUCCAAAAUCAACAUAUUUCAUGCAAUGUAAAUAAUAUCUAGGGUCCAUGUAAUAUAUAAGCCUCAACUUCACCCCCAGUUCAAGCCAUUAAAGAAAAAAAGCAAAGGUUGUUUUAGAUUUAGUUUAUAUUUACAUAUAGUGUUUAGCAACUAGAAGGAAUAACAAGGUAUUUUUUUUAUAUAAUCAGUGGUCUGUUGCAAACAUGUUUUCAUCCUUCAUUGAUUGGCCAAAAUGACAUGAAUUCAGCCUCAUGUUUUCAUCUUCAUGUAUCAUAGACACACAGAGUAACAUCAUUUUUAUAUCGGUUAUUUAUAAAGAAUAUUGUAUUAUAAGCUAACAUUUCUACCUUGUAUACCUACCUACUAAUGGAUAUGGAUCAUUAGCCCCAGAUCUAAAUGUUUUGUUAUAGAAGUUGGAUGCCCUGUUUAGUUAAAGAAAAAAACUAAAAAGCCAAUACGAAAAGCCCAAGACUCAUGCUGUAAACGGGGAAAAUGUCAUUGUGUUUAGCAAUGUUGUUUGUUUUUUUCUUAUUUUGUUCUUUUUGCUAUUAUUAUUAAAUCAUCCAAAAUAUAUUUUAAUUGCCAUUUAUCAACCAAAUGUGGAUACAAACUUAUUACUUUCUGUAAUGUAAAGGUGAACGCAUCAAAAACUUUUUUUAUUUUUCUGUAAAGUAUGGCACUCUAUGAUGGUAAUGGUCUGUGUUUUUGUAUAAAUACACCACAUAUUAGAUUCUCAGCCAAUCAUAAUAUAGGCUUUUUUGCUGGAAUGUUUGAUAUUUUGGUUAAAAAACUGUAAUAAAAACUUAAGUGCUGAAAUCAGCUGUAUAGCUGAGCAGUCUAAAAUGUAUUGAAAUGAAAUAAGAUAUAUUUUAUUGAAAGAAUCUGUUGAUAAAUUUUGUACCAGGUUAGUUGUUACCAUAGAAGCAUCUCUAUCUUCUCAGAGUAAUGUCCAUGUUAAUGACCUUGAUGGGCUGUUAUUAAUUUAUACUAUUACACUUUGUACUGCUGUUUAUUACCAGGUAGUUACAAUAACUUGAAGAAAAAUAUAAACAAUAUCAAAAUUGAAAUGUAUUGUAAAGCUAUUAUAAAACAUUGUGUUCAAUAUCCACAUGAGUUAAUUGUUUUAUACAAAUUUCAUAUAGUUCUAUAUAAGUGAUAAUCCUAAAUAAAGAAAAAGAAAAAUUCAUUUCCUGGCUUAUCUGUGCUUGUGUUGAUUAUUUUUUGUAUUUGAACAAUAUUCUUGGAAGUUGUGAUGUGCUAAUGCCCAAAGUAGUAUGUUCAUGUUCUAAAAUUUAAUAUCAUUUGUUUCUGUUUUGUUUUUUACCAAACAGAUAUCAGUUAACCUUUUAUAAUCAAUACCAUGAAGAAUAUUGGAUAUUGUGUCUGUUUACACACAUAUACAUUAUUCAGAUAAUUAGACCAAAACAAAAAACAAUUUCAUGUAAUUGAAGACAAGUAAAACUAGUGUAUGUAAUGUGAUGUUGGAAGGGUGGUGUUCACCUUAGUGGAUAGAAAGAUCUGUGGAAAUAGGACCUACAGAGCAGUAGGAAUACACUGUCUCUGUUCACAUGCAACACUUGUAAAAAUAAAUCAUAACUGAAAAGAUAAGUUUUACUUGUUACUCCCAGUGAUUCAAUAGUAGUAUCCUUUAUUUUAUUUCUUAAUUCACUUCUUUGCUUUUUUGUCUUAUCAGAAGUAACUACCUUCCAACAACUGGCAACAGAUGAUGAAUUUUAGAUAUGGGAUAUAAGCUUUGAGCUCUCAUAUCUAUUUCUAAUACUCAAUUAAUUAAUUAGUGUUUCUUUAGUUUUAAUUUGUUUCUCAUUUAAAGUUUGUGAAUUGUGAUUUAAUAUGAUAAAUGGUGUAUCACUACUGAUGUAUCAGUUCCACUUCUGCAGACACCUGAUAUACCAUUUGCACAAUGUUGUUUGUAUUAUAGGUUUAUUUGGUUUUUAUGUGUAAUGCUUUUUGUAGUUAGUGUAGUUGCCUAAAAUGCCAUCCAAGCUAUGGUAAUGCUGUUUUAUCAUGCAAAUCCAGACAUAAAUGCUGACCUAUUUCUUAAUUAGAGCAGAGAGAUUUAAUCAAUAUAAUUGAUUACCAACAGUUAUAUAAAUUAGUUUCUCAUAAAUUAAUCGAUUAAUCAAAAUUCCAAAUAAUCACAAAAAUAAUCAGUUAAUUUACAUUGGUAUUUCCUAUUAUUCCAACAAUCAUCUAAUUGAAAUUAAGAUUUCAGAUUAUUUACUGUUUUAGAUUAUUCCAACUAUCCAAGUAAUUGAAAUAUUUCCAUUAUAUUUGUUUGUUGUUAAGCACAAAGCUACAUAAUGGGUUGACGAAUGUCUUGUGAUUUGAAAAUCUUGGGUUCAAUUCCCAUUGCCACUAAAGUUUCUCAUCCUAUCUUUGUUCUCCUGAGGAAGAAUAAUCAACUGUUCGAGAGCGCUCGAGUUGUGGGUCUUAUUUUAAGUCUAUUACACUUUAUAUGUGAUCCUUUGUGCCAACUCUUUUAUCAAAAAAAUCCUCCUAUCUUUGUCAUUGCAAAGUACUAAGGCUAUCUUCCAUUGUCACUCGUUUUAAACAGCUGAUUAGAGGGAAGUCAACUGGCAGGCAACACUCACUGCCUACUUAAGUAUUAAAUAAAGUCAAAAUUUACUGCAUUAUAUUUUAAACUGUAUUCUUCAAUGAUGUAUAAGUAGGCUCAAGUUUUGUGUCUUUUUUUUAAAUUCAAUUACUUUUUAAUAGAUAUACUAUGGUUUUAUUGAGAUACAAUGUUUGUAAAUAUGAGUUUUUUUAUUAUAAUCACCAAAUACAAUUGUCAUCAAAUCAGAUAAGUUUGCUGUUUGGUGGGUAUGGUAGGUGAUUGCAAAAUAUUCUGAUGACUUGGAUCUUCAUUAAAUACUAUUCAUAUGUUUAUCUUAUUCAAACAAUGUACAUAAAUAUAUUGACUAACUGGCCACUCUUAUUUAGAAUUGCAGUAAUGAUAUAUUUUAAAUAAAAACGUUACUACCCUUAUUGGUGAGAGGAAAACAUGUUUUUGUUAUUUAAUUAUCAAUGUAUUUGCUUUAUAGAAGUUUAGUGUGGGUUUACCGCAUAUUUAAAAAACAGACAUAAUGGCAGCCAUGGUUGAUAUUUAGUUGGCAUUAGAGAUUCAUCAUCCAAGAAUGAAACGUCUGUAAAACUUGCCAAAAAUAUGUUUCUGAUAUGGAACCUUACUUCCACUCAUAUGGAUAGCUAUUUUAGUUCAGUGCUGCUCUCUAUAAGCAAACAUUUUUUUGCAUGUCACAAGUCUGAAUUUCCAUGUACCACACAAUCAACGUGGUUCAAUGCAUCUCAUGUAAAUCAUCAUGGGACAACCCUCUACCAAUAGGAGUGCAACACAUCCUCUUGACGCACGUGACUCCCUCUCUUAGGCAGUGGUCAAAUGCAGACAUUUUUCAAUUGUGCUCUUUUCUCGUGUUGAUUAAAUUUUUUUUUUGCAAAAUAGUGAUUUACUUAAAUUAUUCAUUUGCUACAGUUACUUUUCUGUACUAGUUUGCCACAAUAACUUACCUUUGUUUAUCAGUUUUGUUUCUCAUUUUUGAAAUCUUCAGAGUUUAAGAUGAAUUCCAAAGUUCAUGUGACAAAUAUUUUUCUCACUACUUUGAUUGCCAUUACACAGGCUUCAGGGUUGGGGGGUCUCAGAUGAGGAUUUUUUGGCUAUCUUCUCCCUAUAGUGAUUGGGUUCCUUCUGAAUCUUCUAAACUUCUUCAUGAGAGGGAGGAUUUUGAUGAUCUUUUUCAUCCUAACUAUGCCAUGCCUCUCCUGCAAAAUCUCCAGGCCUAACUCGGUGUUUUUUGGAUAUGAUUUCUCAGGUGUGUUCUGUUUUUCAAUUUCAUAUGAUCCUGUUCCUUCCAUGUUGCAUGAAACCCCAUCUAUAGAAUACCUUGUUUUCCUUCCUUCUCCUGACAUUAGGGUUCAUACUGAGGAUUUUGUUUCAGUUGAGGGCUGGUGCUAGCAUGCCUUGUCCUUGUUACCUUGGGAUUCUGCUACUUGUCAGCAUCUAUCCAAAGCUUUGCAGACUUUUAUCACAGAGAGAUAUCGAGCCUGUCAGCCAGCCUUCUACCAGUUUUUACUCCAGGCUUUUUGUCCUCCCCAAGUAAAUCAGAAACUGGCAUUCUGUGAUCAAUCUGUUGUGCCUCAAUCAAUUUUAGUAUCUUCCUGGCUUUACCAUGGAAUCCUUUCACACACAUUGGUGGGCUUUUUCUCCAGGACUGUGGAUGACCAAGGCAGGCAUCUUGAAUGAUUAUCUCUAUAUUCCUGUUUCUCAUCAGUUCAGACGCUAUCUUCAGUUUGUCCACUGCAGAGUUGUUUAUCAGUUUCACACCUUGUCUUUCUUAUGUAUUUUGUCGGGUGGUGAAAGCCUUUGCCCGACUUAUGCAUGCUUGAGGGUUGUGUUUUCACCACUACAUGGAUGACUGGCUCCUGUUAGCUCAUUUCAAACUGGAGUCUUCUCAACACACAUAUCUGCUACUGACAGAAGCAGCUCAUGUUGGUUGGAUUCUCAAGUUGGAAAAGUCUUCCCUUUUGCCUACCUAGUAUGUUAUCUACUUGGGUGUAUUUUUCAACACCCACCUCAGUCGGGCCCAACCUUCUCUACUUCGUCUCAGUUCGAUGGAGCUUUCGCUUCUUCAUGCACUUGCUUCUCCCUCUAUUUCUGCACAUGACAUUCUGUUACUUUUGUGGACUUUGGCUUCUAUGGAAGCCAUUAGCCCCUUGGGUCAGGCACAUAUGCAUUCUCUUCUGUGAACUCUGCACAAACAAUGGAAUCUUGCUCAGGAUCCCUGGACUCCCAAAUUACCCUUCCUUCUUCGCUUAUAGAUGAACUGCAUUGAUGGUCGAACAAAGACAAAACAAUAAGAGAACUGCUUCCACCAGUUUGUCCAGAUUUGCAUCUGUUCACAGAUGCUUCUCUCCAAGAUUGGGGGCAUGGAUCAAUCAGCAGGAAACUUCUGUACAAUGAUCUCAGAUUAAAAUGUCUUACCAUACCAACAUCUUGGAGCUUUUGCCAUUACAAUAUGCUUUGGCUCAUUUUCUUCCUCUGGUACCAACUUGUCAUGAUCCAUUUAAUCAAUUUCACUGUUGUGGCCUAUAUCAAUCACCAAGAGGGGCACCCAUUCCUUUUGUGGCUGAACAUUAGAACUCCUUUAUUGGGUCCACACGCUACAGAUAAGUCUCAUUGCGUGUAAUGUUCCGGGUGCUUGCAAUUUUAUGGCAGAUCUUCUUUCACAACCCAAUCAAGUUUAUCCCACGGCAUGGUCUCUUGACCCUCAGGUUUUCAGGUGGAUGUGUAUUCGGUGGGAUACUCCUCAUCUGGAUUUUACCUCAUUUUUGGUCUUUGGUUCCUCAUCCUUGGGCCCUGCCUGUGAAUGCUCUCAUUCAGGACUGGAUCAACCAGUACCUUUAUGUUUACCCUCCUAUCUGACUCCUUCCCAGGGAGAUUUCGAUCAUCCAUGCCACACCAUGAUUGCUCCUUACUGGCCGGUGCAACCUUGGUUUCCUUGUCUCAUUCAGCUCCAAGCUACUAGCCCCUUCCCCCAUUGUCUCUUCCUCUCUUUCCAUCAACUUAGUCACUGGUCCUUCAUCCCAGUCUUCCCACCUUUCAACUUCAUGCCUGGCAUUUAUCAGGUCCCUGGCAAGGAGAUCCGGUUUUUUAGGAGUGUUUCCUCUCUUGUAGCACAAACCAUUCGCCCUUCAUUUCUUGAGGUUUAUCAAUGUAAAUGGAACACCUUCUGCCAUUGAUUGUUGAGUCGUGGUUUUUCUUCUUCCCAUCUUACAUAUUUCUUCACCUGGCUGUCUGAUUGUGGGGUUUCUUUCUCUUCCAUAGCUGGUUAUUAAGCAGCCUUAUCCAACAUCUUUCAGUUUACCAGGUACUAUUUGGUGUUUUCCUCUCCUACCAUCUCUCUUUUAUUGUGUUCCUUCCAGAUUCAUAGAUCUCCUCAUCGAGUGUUUCUUCUUGAUUAAAUUGUUGAUAUUGUUCUUCACUACCUUUGUCUGAACCUUUGUCUUCAUGUUCCAUGUUUCACCUAUCUCCUUAUUUCCUACACCUUUUUUGCCUGUGGGCAUCUUCAGUCUGAUAUAUUUGCCAUCAACAUUUCAGAUACUUUGUUCCAUUCCACACAUGUUCUUCUAUAUUUAGACUGAUCUUUUCUACCCGAAACUUCAGCGGCUUGUGAGGGACAUUCUUCCUUCUUGCCAAUUUCACUUCCAUCCAUUUCCCACCUUUAUUCCUGAUCUCAUCUAUACAGACUUCUGUGUCCUGUAUGUGCUGUUUGGUGUCACAUUGCCUGCAUGGUCUCCUUCUGUGGUUCCCAUUCCCACCUUUUUAUUUCCUGGCAACAUUCCUCUGUACAUGACCUUUCUCCUUUUACCCUUACAAGUUGGUUCGUCAACUGAUUUGAUUGGCAUAUACCUCCCUGUCCACUUUCAGAGAUCUAGAUGUUGUUGUAUCAGAUCAGGCACUCUACCUUUUUUCUGCAUCUCACCACCAUCAUCUAUUGGAGGAAGUUCUUCAGUUAGGCAUAUGAAAUACACUUUCUAUGUUCAUCUCCCACUAAAAUUCACUAAUUGUUUUGUUUCUGCAUCACGUACUUCAGCAACUUGAUAAAUUACAUUCUUAUAGUGAAAGAAAGCAAAAAAUAUAUAUAUCCUUAUGUUAACACUACAAAAAUAGUUCCCAAUUUUCUGCUGCUUUACAUCACAUUGUUUACACUUUGUCAUCUUGAUUUGAUGUACUAGUUUGAUUUCAUUGGCUAAGAGAACUUCUGAUUGUGACAAAUACACAUGAUUGUUCUGGUUACUAAUAGAGUUUUCUAAAUAUAGUGGAGAUUGACAUGGAUCAUGAAGUUGACACUCAUUACCAAAAACAGUUCAGUAAAAUUUAUUUUAAAGUUUAAUGGUGAUAAGUUAAUGUUCAAAGUUUACUGAUUUCUUGAAAAAGCUGGCUAUUUUAUCUUAACCAGUGUGGAUCCACCCCUGUGUUAUGCUCUAUAUCUUUUAGACAUUAAAAUUAACACAAUCAAUUGUUAUGUGAUCAUAAGCAUAAAAAUGUUGAUUUUUUUUUCUGGCCAUUACCCCCCCCCCCCUUCCUAUUGGCACAGCAGUAAGUCUGAAGACUUAUAACAUUCAAAACCAUGUUUCAAUACCUGUGGUGGUUACAGCACAGAUACUCCAUUUUGUAGCUUCGUGCUUAACAACAAUUAAGCAAAUAAUUUUGACCAGUGUUUGUCUUCAAGUUGAUUUCAUUAUUGACUCAUAAUUGUAAGGUCACUUGUUAACAAGACUUUCUUGACUUCUUGAAGUUCUUUUUAUAAAAAUAAUGAAGAAUUUUACACUGGUAAAAUUUUAACUAGUAUGUUUAAAAACAAUAUUGUGUGCUUUGCAAAUUGGAUGGUUAUUUUUAUUAUUAUUUUUAAUUUACAUUUUGCUCUCUUUGUAUUUUAUGUGUUUCAUUGGUAAUUGCACUUAUAAGCAUUUAGUGGAUAAUAUUGUAUUUUAUAAGCUUUUGUUUGAAACAGUAUAAUGGUUAGGAUGGGCUCUAUUUUUGAAAAUCACAAGCAUCAUGCUUUUACCCCUUCAAUCUAUUACAAUACAAUAGAAAAUAAUGCCUGUGAAAUUUUAAGGAAAUCAAGAUUUAUUUACUGGUGCCUCACAGGUUUCAAAAGUGGAAAACAAAACUUGAAGGUUUUAUUUUCUGAACAAAUAGAGAUUUUAGAACAGUAAAGCAAUUUAUAAUAUAUCAAACAGGGGUCAAAAGUUGAUGUAAAUGACACUGAAAUAAGGACUAUGUUUGUGAAUGAAUUGUUUUUAAGAAAUGGAUAAAUACCAAACUCAUACUCAACUUUAGGGCUGAAAAAACAGCAGAUUUCUUAGAACCAGGACACAACUUCCAAUGCUGAGAGACAUUGUGGAACAAGUACUGCUUUUGUUCCUUAUUAGGAGUUUAGUUGUCAUUAAACUCUUGAUGAUGAGUUGCACCUCUCUCUAUAGUAUCAAUGACCACUUUUAAACCCUUUGAUAGUUUUUUAGGUGGUUCCUUACUCACUGUCCCGAAGUCAGACCUCUGGAUCAUUUAGAGAGAUCAAAGGCAUUGAAGAAGCUUGUUAUGUGAUAAAUGCACUGGGCUUUCUGGACUUUCCAAAAUCAGAAAGCUGCAGUUUGAUCCUAUUCAGCUUAUCCUCUGUUCCUUUAAGCUUCUAUAGUGCUUCCAGCAUGGCACUUUUCUCAUCAAGAGGGACUAGUUGGUCAAAGAAUUACUAGGCCAAUCAACUCCUCACUCAAGUGCCCUAAUAAUUUUUGUAUGCCACUAUCAGUGACACUCUUGUUGAUUUUGGAAUACUUCUGGAGCCUUUCGAGGAACUUCACAUCACUUAGUGGAGCAGAAGUAGCUAUGGGAGUGGAGAGCCAGGCUUAAAUGUAGCCCUCUGCAGUAGUGAAACAAAAUAAUUUAUGAAUUCCACUUUUCACUUUCACUUUGAAUAAUCUUUCAUCAUCUUUUGUCAAACUGGACAUGAAGAUCUUUGAAGCCAUACAGCAGAUGUGCCAUCCAUCAUGCUCUUUGAAGUCCUACUGGAUCUCAGAAGUGAACUCCCCCAGGAGGUCUGUCAUCCUACGACAUUAUGGUCAUCUUCACUUGGUUGUAUUUCUUCAAGCUGCUGCUGGGUAAGGGUGAGAACUUCUUUUUUCAUAAUUUCUUUUCAGGUACAUUGUGCUACUCUUAAUUUUUCUUUCACAACACCUGUGAUCUUCGACGUCACUUCUUGUCAUCCAAUUAUGUUAAAAAUUUGGCUUAAUCAAUGAGGUCUCACACUUGAAGAGUUGGAUGUCUGGCCCCUGAAGGUGCUGCAAGUGUAAAUGUGAAGACUUUCUUGAGAACAACCUCUAGCACAUAUUAGCAACAUACAAAUGAGAGCAGUUUCUUUCCCAUUUUUUUGUUUCAAGAAGAGGCACACUCCAGAUUUGUGACCUGUGUUUGCAGAAGUCAUGUGAAGGCCAUGUCACAAAUGCACUUCUUGAUGCUUCAGUGUUCAGUAGUUGCACAUACUCACCAACUAUGGUGUCUCUUGUCCCAUUGAGUAUCUUCAAUACUGCAAGGAGGUGAUCAGCUGCCUCUUUGCCUGUCAAGUCAGGCAACAGUAUAUCAACCCAGUGGACUAUGAGAGGCACAUUUACCUGAAAGUCCUCUUUCAAUUUACUUACCAGAUUAGUGAGGUGAUAUCUUCUUACUCUUGAAUUUGAGGAUCUGUUGAUACUCAGCACACUUGCAUCUUGAACCAAGUUGGCUGUUGCUACUGCAGUGAUAUGAGCAGCUUACCUAUAACUUAUCUUGCAAGGAUUCAGAGCAGAGGCUAGGUCCAGGGGGAUCACAUUCUACUGAGCUUGCUUCAUUAGUGAGGGAGUAUUUGAAGGACCAGUGCCAACUGCUGUACCCCCUGCCUCCCUUGCAGUGCCAUCAUCACUGCUGCUUGAGGACUCCAAGUCAACAACUUCCUUCAUUCUACAUUUUCUUGCUUGAUCUUUUUGGGUUCUUUCCUCUUCCUUCUGCUCCUUGACCCCUUUCUUCCUUGUAUUUUCAUCCUUAGAGGUCCUACAGCAUCAUCAGCCAUGUUUUUGUGCAUUGAAAAAGCUUAUGUCUUCCUGUGUGGUCAUGACUGAUCGAGAGAGCAUCUUGAUGUGCAGUGUCAAGUCCUUGUCCUUUAGCUGGAUUUAAAUUCCAGACCUUCAUGACUUACUUUUCUGGAUGUUUUUCUAACUUGGAAAUUACUUGUUGUUUUGGCCUAGUUGGAGUGCCAGCUUUUCCCAGAAAGGGCAAAUGAGGUUGAUCGUCUUGUGGAGCUUUCCCUCACCAUCAAUUUGAUAGUGGUAUUGCCCAUGUAAUUUUAUCAUUAGUGUUUUCAAUAAGAAAGAUUUCCCACAGAGCAACCAUAGUCAAAAAUCUACAAAUGAUGAAAGUAAUUAAACCCGUAUAGCCUACAGUUGUACAUAUGUAUACAAGUACCAUGUUUAGGCCUUGCUUAGCAAGCUGGAAUAACAGCUGUUGUGAAAUGUGUUUGUUGAUGCAUUUGAUAAUCUUUAUGUUAGUGUCACUACACUGCAGUAACAGAUGUGAGAGUUCCACAUUUUCUGUGUACAGACACAUAUCAAGCAAAAAUUGUAAAAACCUCAAGGUUGAUGAAGCAUCUGUAAGUACAAUCUGAUUUUGAUGAAAUUUUGCAGGGGUAAUUUUUGAUAAUUAAAAAAACAACAGAAGAUGAGAGUCAAGAUUUAUUAAUUUUUUAUUUACCAUAUCUAUACUGGUAAUAAGUUUGUGUAGUUUAGGAUACCAUGAAAUUGAUAUGUACUUUUAUAGAUAUAAAAUUUUUAAUUUUUAUCCAUGAAAAUAUCAAAAAGCUAUUAAUGAAUGAUGAUAAACAUAUCUUUUAUCAUUAUAGGGAUUUUCACUUUUAUCAGUUGACAGAAUUAUAAGAAAAAGAAAAUUGAACUUGAUGUUUAAAAAGAAUUAAAUACUUAGUACACAUUUACUUAAUUUGAUCGUCAGUGUUCGAUUACUGGAUUUUUAUUUUGAAGAAGGGAAAAUUAAGAUCUGGGAAUUUCAGUUUUAAUUUUUCAGAAAAAAAAUUAAUUUUACAGGAGGGUGUGCCAACCUUAAAAAUAAUUACCAAUAUUGCAGAGAUAUUUAAUUUCAUGAAUUUGUGUAAAUGAUUAUAUAACUAAAUGUUUUGAGCACUGUACUAUGUGUAUUUAAUUUGUCAUCUCGCAAUGAAAAUAUAAAACAAAAAUGUUACUAACAGAGAACUAUUCAUCAUAAGUUAUCAGUUUAGUGUGACAGUUAUUUAUAUUGAAAUGUUAAAAAUACAAGCUUAUAACAUUAGAAACAGGAAUUUUGUCGUAAAGGCAUAUUUUGGAUGUACAAAAAUGUGAGAGACAAAAUUGAGGAUGAAUGGCACAAAAACAUUGAAAAUAGUUCUCUGGUCUUUGAUACAAUACACAAAGUUGUUUGUGCAUUAUAAUAGUGUUACUUCACAAAAAGUUUCAAAAUAUAAAUUUGAAAUCUUUUAAUUUUGGUAUUGAUAUACGAGUUAGCCUAUGUUUUAUUUGUUUCAUGUACAUAUUGUAAAUUAUUACUGAAUUUAUU
Limulus polyphemus (Atlantic horseshoe crab) is the source of this 12656-nucleotide messenger RNA. RefSeq names its product CTD nuclear envelope phosphatase 1A-like. NCBI's taxonomy places the organism in Eukaryota, Metazoa, Arthropoda, Merostomata, Xiphosura, Limulidae. The record is from RefSeq and is a predicted model, not a curated record. The transcript is spliced from 10 exons. The coding region runs from base 223 to 954 and encodes 243 amino acids. Gene Ontology annotation, molecular function: protein serine/threonine phosphatase activity.